AUACCGUAUGUAACCAAACUCCACAACUGAAUAAAUAUUGGCGAUAAAUUUUUGAAAUUUUAACGGCUUAUUUUUGGUAUAAAUACGACAGUGCAGCGUCAAAUGUGCAUUAAGUAUUUUGGGUUUCACCGAAAUAUAUCAAUAAACCAAUUGAUUUUAAAAUUUCAGCAACAUGGCCAUGUAUCAUCAAUUAAUCAUCGUCUUAAGCUUAGCUGUGGUUUUGCACGCUCAUACUGUUGAAUGGGAAAUCAAACGCCAAGAAAACUACCAACUUAGCACGGAUUAUUUAAAUGCCGAAACAGCCUGGAUGUGUGAAAAACACAAUUUGGUUAUACCGACUAAUAUCAAAGACAUACCACCCAAACCACUGGCAACGAAAGACUAUAUUGAAUGGGAAGUCGGUACACCACCGCAAUAUCUUAAAAUGUGGCCCGAUACAUUUAGCACAAUUACCCAGAUUCGCCAAAAAACUGGUAGUUUAUUGAGUUUCUCGAGCAAUUCACAAAAUGGACUUGCUUAUAUUGUUAACAUAAUAACUGUUAUUGCCAGUUUUGUAAUUACUAUUACAUUUGGUAGUGUAAAUACACCCCUACAAGUAUUCUCUAAUGAAAAAGAUAACAUCCCACCCAAUGUUGGAGGUAUUUUUGGUGUAGCCAAUAAUGUGGGUGAAACUUCGUUUAUUUAUCAAAUGCUACAGAAGCAGGCGAUUGAUAACCCAGUAGUCACCCUUUCAUUUUUAUACCCUACCAAUGAACGAGCUGGUGUGUUCGCAGCGGGUGCGUGGGAACCCGCAGGUUAUGUACAACGUACAACCGUAAAAGAAUUGGAUAAUUGGAAAAUCGGAAUGAAGUCCAUGUAUUAUGGAAGCAAUCGUAUUGCUGAAGAAUUUCCAGCUAUCAUUGAUUCUACGUGCAGUUCUCUUUCAAUUGGUGAUGAAGCUGUCUUUAACGGUUUGAUGCUGUUAAUUGGUGCCUAUCGGGUGAAUGGUAACGUAUUCUCACUGAGAUGCAGUAGUGUUAGUUCACUGGAACCUAUUCGUAUUACUAUGGGUAAUACUAACGACCUCUGGAUUCAACCCAGCAAUUAUAUUCAUAAAGUAGGCGAUAUUUGUAUAGUUGCAGUCAUACAUACACCUGGCCAGUAUAUCUUAGGCGGUACCGUGCUUUCUGGCAGGGCUACCCAACGCGAUUUCAAUAACAAAACCAUUACAUUUUAUGAGUAAAGAAUUUCUAAAUUUAUAUUUUCACAUGAAAGAUAAUCUACUUUUUUUGAUUAAUCGACUUAUGCUAUCUAAAUAUUAUAUUCAAUAUACCAGACAUAUUAUAUCAAAAUUGUUAAAUGUUAAACUAUAAUUGUAUAUAAAUAAAUAAAUAAAAUUGCUUUGCGAA
Messenger RNA from Zeugodacus cucurbitae (melon fly), 1388 nucleotides. RefSeq lists its product as uncharacterized. Gene Ontology annotation, molecular function: aspartic-type endopeptidase activity. The record is from RefSeq and is a predicted model, not a curated record. Bases 173 to 1222 code for a protein of 349 amino acids. The transcript is spliced from 2 exons. Lineage: Eukaryota; Metazoa; Arthropoda; Insecta; Diptera; Tephritidae. Gene Ontology annotation, biological process: proteolysis.